Messenger RNA from Daldinia loculata, 3084 nucleotides. RefSeq lists its product as uncharacterized. The record is from RefSeq and is a predicted model, not a curated record. Lineage: Eukaryota; Fungi; Ascomycota; Sordariomycetes; Xylariales; Hypoxylaceae. Bases 245 to 2746 code for a protein of 833 amino acids. The transcript has a single exon. Gene Ontology annotation, molecular function: protein binding.
UCUAAAUGCUUCAACAUCUAGAGAAAUACCGCCCUGUGACAUCCGAUUCUGUAUACUAUCGACACUCUAGAGGUAGUAUACCUCUAAAUUCCUAUAAUGGUAGACUUUUAGGCUUGUCUUCACUUUUAUUCUCCCUUAGAAGUAGGACGCGAUGCCCGCAAGUGGUCAUGAAAAUGCCUAAUUGUCAACCUCAUAUCGAUCGAAUCCGUCUGCCCGCACUGGCAAUAAUUUUAUCUUCUCGAUCAUGACAACACCAUUCAUAUGUCGCCAAUGCAUAGCCCGGCUUACCCAAUCUCAUUCUGUGCGAAUAAGACCUAGGCGUUUUGAACUACAUACUCAAGCCAUCUCAACAGCAGCGCCGCAGUCGAUAUGGACUUUCCCAGCAGAGCAAAGACGAGAGCUCUCGAAUGGAUAUGAUGUUGCAGAUAACCACGGGGCUGGACUUCCUACAUACGACCCAACUUGGCUUCCGCAAACGUAUCAAGGCGAGCCAAUUGCAGAGGACCAACCCGUGUGGGAUGGGCAUUUUAAGAAGUUUGUUCCUCGACCUCGGCCAGAGCUGGCUAAACUCCGUAACCAACCAGUCAGAGGUUCUCAUGACCUACAGAAAAAGAUACUACAAUCUCUAGGAGACUACAGCAUCGUAUAUGAAGAUCUGAUGCAUAUGUAUGGUCUCUCCCCUGGAGAAGCACAUCAUGCGAUAAGCCAACUGGAAAGACUUAUAGGGGGGCGGUUGGCGGUAGAAGCUGGAACACGACUCGAGCAUUUUCACGCGUGGAAAACUCAUUUCAGAGAGCUGUUGGAAAUAGUCUCUAGUUCUCACCAUGCUCCCGGAACCGAUGACGAUUUAUCCAAGCAUCCUUUAUGGACGCCUUCGGGGAGACAAGACUCAGAAGCAAUGAAGGAAGUAUGGCAGAGACAAAACCAAACAAGACGCGAGUCCAUAUGGCCGCAUAUAAUAAUAUCUGCGUUUCGUUCGCACCUUAGCACAAUACCCAGUCUUAUUCGGGCAACAUUUCAGCCCUCAUGGUGCCCAAGCUACAUCGUGGAGGAUAUAGUUUAUCUCCUUUCCCAGACUUUAGAUGACAAUCAGAUCAGCAAGAGUGACCACCGGCAAGUCACCGAGCUCAUCUUUUUUUUGCUUAAGAACAGUACCCCAAGGUAUAUGGUUCUAGAGCAACUGGUGAUUCGGAAAGUCAUCUCCUCACUACCCACAUCCAAGUUAGUUGAGCUUCAUGAAGACCUGAAAAAUAUCGAGCAUCCGUUAAACCAGAACACGUUAUUACAUUUCGCAAGCCGCUUUUCCCGAGGUUCGAAAUAUAAAAUACACGCAGCUGAAAUCAUACAUUUUCUUUCGAGCCUUCCUGGGUUCGACAUUAAUUCGCCAGCGGCGAUCAGCACCUGUACCUCUCUCCUCUCAGUGGAAGAAGGCAAUUUACCGGGUGACCAUGCAGCCCCAGAUGAACUAUUCAAAAUGCUUUUGGACGCCGGGUUCCAGCCAAAUAUACUUACUCUAUCUACACUCAUGCGGAACUUUUGCAUUCGCGGACGAGUUGAGGUUGCAUUGAGCAUAUUUGAUCUCUUGGCCAAACGUGGUAUCGAACCGGACCCUCACAUAUUCUCGAUUCUUAUUAACGGGGCAAAGCAUGCUUUAGAUUUUGAAUCGCUUCACCGUAUUGUCGCUAUGAUUGAGGCGCGCCAGGUCUGGUCCCUAUAUCUCGUGAAUGAUGUCUUAGAUUUCAUAUACCAAUACAAUGAGUCUCAACGACAGCAUAGGCGAAGACAACGAAAAAGGGACACAGCACGCGCCUGGAGAUUGAUGGUCCAGGUAUACUUGAAGUUUUUUAAACUCGCCCCGUUCCAGAAGCUCACUCUCUUCCCACUGGAGAAUCUACUUGCCACGCGCCCAGAGCAGAUAUCUCCCAAGUUAAAAGGAGUCGAUCGAUUUAUUGCUAUGCUGAAACCACUACCAGAUGCAUUGCUCAUGCAACCAGACAGCAUCACCCUGGGGCUUAUGUUUAGAGUCCAUUUCUGGACUAUUCAAAGGGCAGGACCUUUACGAAUGUAUUAUAACUACUUCAUGAGGCUUUUGAAUAAGGGUGAUCCGAUCAUGACCCAAAUCAUAAAAGACCAGGGAACUAUAGUUAUUGACACAUUCUUGCGGAAUUUUAUGCAAUUCGGUUCGACCUUCGAAAGCGGUAUCCGCAUAGUACAAAACAUGCAUAACCGCGCAAACCAGGAGAUGGAAAAGCUCGGGAAGAACGUACUCCAUCCGCAGCCGUCGGUCUACACUUACACGAUAUUAAUGACGGGCCUCAGAAAUCAUAAGCACACCCAAGGAGUAAUCGUGGCUCUCAACAUGAUGAUCAAGGAAGGUAUCGUGCCCAAUAUCGUCACCUGGAACGCUGUGAUCGGGGCCCUGCUUCAGAAAGGUUACCUCGAAGAAGCGGUUAGGGUCAUGCGAAACUUGAAGCAAGUCGGGCUCGAGUCAAACGCUCGUACGGUGCAAGAAAUUACCAACGUGUCCAAGGUCAAGAGGAAAUGGGUUGCUAAGUUAAUGAGGCAGUUAGACGAGAAACCCAGCGACAUUAGUGACCAACGCCUGUUCGCUAAGUCCCUGCUACGUAGAUGGGAGAAGCCGGACGAUCAAUUGAUAGGCCGUCGGUCUACACGAAGAGGUCACAGGAUAAGCCACGGGCGCCAUGAGCUUACGCAGCCAAGUACAGCGGUUUCUGAUGCAGCCUGAGCUGAGACAUACAUGACUACGUGGGAUAGUUUUGCGGUCCUACUUGUACUACCUAAGGCGAGGAGAAAAGGGAGAAUAGACAUGUCCAGGAGGAGUCUUCGCUGGAGAAUGCUGGGGAAGGCUAGGGAAAGGGGGGCACUACCUAUCCUCCAAGUUCAGGAAAUGUUCCCUUCAGACUAAUGAGGGAAUUAGUCUACGAACCAUAUACUGUAUAUAUAUACUGGGCUAUUUAGCAUCGGGUCGGGGCAGCAUUUCCCGGUUACACUAGACGAUAGAUACCCUCUCUCUAUUAUAUUAGAUCACGGGUAUAGAAUUAAAUCCAAAUUACAGUUUCCAAA